AUGGGAACAGACGAGGUGCGUAGCGAGCCGCCAGCAAAGCCCAAGUUCCGGCGUCUCAACGACCAAGAGCGCCUCGAGAUCCUCUUGGCGCUCCCAGGCCCCAAGUACACUGGCAUACACAGCAUUGCGCGCCAGUAUGGCGUCAAGGUGCCCGCGGUGCGCCAGCUGCUGGCGCAGCGGGAAGAGGUGCUGCCACGCCUCCUGGCGACGCCCGAGAAGGUGCGCCGCGCAACGUUCCGACGGAAGGCGCCUCCAAAGCCGCCAAAGCCGCCGCCGGCACCAGAGUAUCCGGAGCGUCCGAGGCGCAAUGGUCUGCGCAUGACUGACCAGGAGCGGCUCGAGAUUCUCAUGGCCCUGGACACGCCGGCACCGCCGUCGAUGCGCGCCUUGGCACGCAAGUACAACGUCGAUGAAACUGCGGUCCGACAACUCGUCCGAAAGGGCGACCAGUACUUGCGAAUGCUAUUGGCAACGCCCGAGGAUGUCCGGCGGACGCGGCGGGUGGUCUACAACCGCUUUGCCAACAAUCCAUUCGAGGGGCCUCCGCGGUCCCAUGCGAGCGACGGCGGAAGCUCCGAAAGCAAACGCACUCAUCUCGAGGACAAUUUGCGGCUCACGGACCAAGAUCGACUCGACAUUCUCUUGGCGUUCGGCGGACCGACGCCGCCGAGCGUCCCGGUGGCGGCCAGGCACUUUGGCGUCCAGCCGGCCACGAUCAAGCGGGUGCUCAAGGAGCGCGAGAAGGCGCUGCCCAUCUUGCUGGCGACGGACGAAGACACGCGCCGCGCUGCGCGGGGAUCCAAGGGCGUCGCUUGCAACGCGAUCGACCGCGGCUUGAUGGCGUUCAUCGCCGAUCUCAAGGAACAGGACCUAAAGUAUACGCUGGACGACUUGCGCGCCGAGGCCAUUGACAUUGCAACAUCGCUGGGCAUUGAGAACUUCAAGGCGUCCGAGUCAUGGCUCAAGGCCUUUCGGCAGCGACAGGGCAUUCCCAUUAUCACACACCGGAAGCCCGCGACGGAGGGACCCAUCUGUUUUGAGUUAUAGCGCCUUGUAGAAGUAUCAUAUAAAGCUAUAUCAUCGCGCACGCCCCUAUACAAGUAUCGACGGUAACUGAUGUCGAUUCGCC
This is a messenger RNA of Saprolegnia parasitica CBS 223.65, 1129 nucleotides long. RefSeq lists its product as hypothetical. The record is from RefSeq and is a predicted model, not a curated record. Bases 1 to 1047 code for a protein of 348 amino acids. NCBI's taxonomy places the organism in Eukaryota, Oomycota, Saprolegniomycetes, Saprolegniales, Saprolegniaceae. The transcript has a single exon.